Fusarium keratoplasticum is the source of this 1128-nucleotide messenger RNA. Its product is annotated as Actin, gamma. Bases 1 to 1128 code for a protein of 375 amino acids. The transcript has 6 exons. The record is from RefSeq and is a predicted model, not a curated record. NCBI's taxonomy places the organism in Eukaryota, Fungi, Ascomycota, Sordariomycetes, Hypocreales, Nectriaceae.
AUGGACGAAGACCUCGCCGCUCUCGUUCUCGACAAUGGGUCAGGCAUGUGCAAAGCGGGUUUCGCGGGUGAUGAUGCACCUCGCGCUGUUUUCCCAUCCAUCGUUGGUCGCCCACGUCACCACGGAAUCAUGAUCGGGAUGGGUCAGAAAGACUCCUACGUCGGUGACGAAGCAGAGUCAAAACGAGGCAUCCUCACGCUUAAGUACCCAAUUGAACACGGCAUCGUUACCAAUUGGGACGAUAUGGAAAAGGUUUGGCAUCAUACCUUUUACAAUGAGCUUCGCGUGGCUCCCGAGGAGCAUCCUGCCCUCCUAACUGAAGCCCCAAUCAACCCCAAGUCGAACAGAGAGAAGAUGACACAAAUCUUCUUUGAAACAUUCAAUUCGCCAGCAUUUUAUGUUUCUAUUCAGGCUGUCUUAUCUCUAUAUGCUUCUGGUCGCACAACUGGCAUUGUUCUUGAUUCUGGGGACGGCGUUAGUCACGUUGUACCAAUUUACGAAGGGUUUGCAAUCCCGCAUGCUAUCUCUCGUAUCGAUAUGGCGGGACGCGACUUGACCGACUAUCUCAUGAAGCUUCUGACAGAGAGGGGCUAUUCGUUUUCCACCACUGCCGAGCGCGAGAUUGUUCGCGAUAUUAAGGAGAAGCUUUGUUAUGUGGCUCUGGACUUUGACCAGGAGCUCGAGGCGGCGUCGAAAAGCUCGGCUCUGGAAAAAACUUAUGAGUUGCCAGAUGGACAGGUACUCACAAUCGGCAAUGAGCGCUUCCGUGCUCCCGAAGCUCUCUUCCAGCCUGGCGUUAUUGGCCUAGAAACAGGUGGCAUUCAUGUAACAGUUUUCAACGCCAUCAUGAAGAGCGACGUUGAUAUUCGGAAAGACCUCUAUGGGAACAUUAUCAUGUCAGGAGGUACAACCAUGUACCCAGGUAUCGCCGACCGGAUGAAUAAGGAGAUCGUCGGCUUUGCCCCUUCGUCGGUAAAAGUCAAGAUCGUUGCGCCUCCUGAAAGAAAGUACUCGGUGUGGAUUGGAGGCUCUAUUCUUGCUUCUCUCUCAACCUUUCAGCAAAUGUGGAUUACCAAGCAAGAAUACGACGAAGCUGGCCCGUCUAUUGUUCACCGCAAAUGCUUUUAG